AUGUUGAGUAUUUAUUUUUCCCAAAGGCUUAUUGGAGUGAAUAUGAAACAAAUUGUAGAAUGCCCUAAAGACAAAAAUGAAAAUAUAGCGAAAGAAACGAUGACGCUGAUAGAUUUAUUAUUUUUACACAAUAAAUCAUUCGAAGAAGAGAAAAAAUUUCAGCAAAGUACUUUGAUGGUCAAAAUUUGUCUGAAGCCGCGUUAUCUUUCUUCAAUGAACUUUCAUACUAAAUUACUUCUGCAUGACCUACUCAGCAAUUUCCAUAUAAAUUCAUCAAGAGAACAAUUCAUUAUAUGGAAUUGUUUAGAGCACAAAGAACAAUAUUCAUGGCUUUUCUAA
Molecule: messenger RNA, 339 nt
Organism: Clunio marinus
Lineage: Eukaryota; Metazoa; Arthropoda; Insecta; Diptera; Chironomidae
Source: the annotation of a GenBank genome assembly